CCAAAAAAACACACACUCCGAAGCUCGAGUUGCCAACUUGGUAUCAUUCCACGAUUACAGGCCAAUUUUGCAGUUGCCGUUUCGUCCACUUAGACGGCAAGGAGUGAAGUCAAAAGUGGGGCUGCCAGUUCCUUGUUCUCCGUGUAUAGAUUCCCAAGACAACAUUCUUGAGUGUAGCUAAAAUAUUCGGGUGACAUCUCCCGUUUCAAUUGGAAAGAAAGGUGAAGAAGCCGAAGGUAUUGAUUUGGACGGAGGGCUUUGAAAUAAGGACGACAGUCCCGAAGUUUGUAUCACACCUUAGCGGAAACAUGAAAACAACAAUGUUUUAUGAGGGGCUGAGAAUUUCGAGGACUUUGAAGGAGUGGCUUCUGAAACUUUGAUGCUGCUUUCAACUUAAUGCUAAAAAUGGCAAGAAAUCUUGUUUCUGAAUACUAGGAGUUUCUCUUCUGAAUUUUCAUAGUAUAAAAAGCAGUAAUGGGUUCUUUUGUAACCCUUGAUCUCCAAUGUUUUUCAUACUUACUGGAAUCAUGUCACAAUUGCCCAUCAGGAAAGCUUGCCGAGGUCAGCAUUGCUGAGAAUUUAGCCGUUCGAGUUGGAGUUGAAAUUAUUCGACCAAUAACUUUCAUUUGUUGUGGACUCAUUAUCAAUGCGGAGGGAGCCAUAUUUUGGCAUUCAGAUGAAAUAACUCCCGAUUCUAUUGGAAAUGAUGCAAACCAAGAGAAAAGGCAAGAGAGCCCCUCAGCGGAUGACAGUGUUGUUGUUCCUGAAAGGAAGAAAGAUGACAUUGAAGAUGUUAUUGUGAAGUGUGAAGAAAAAUCUACAGAAAAAAUAGACGCUGAAGAAGAUAGUGUUAAGAUAUUAAUUGAAGAGGAUCCCCUUUUACUAGAUUCGUUAUCUGGCAGCCAUCCCAUUAAGAGUGUGCCUGAACCAAGCACUUCAUCUAAGGAAAAGAACCCAACGAGUACCACUAUAAGUAGACCUCUUAGAAAAAAUCUUAUUGGUAUUUUGAGCAACCAAGAUGCUGUUGGACCCACGGAAAAAGAUAAGGAUCCAAGUAUCAUGCCAACAAAAAUGAAAUAUCCUGAAAUAUUUACGUGUGAAUUUUGUGGAAAGAAUUUUACUGGUAAAAAUCGUGCAUAUAUGUUUUAUUAUCACAGAAAUCGUGAACACACCAAGGAAAUGGUUUAUCGAUGUGAGAUAUGUUUAAAAGAUUUUUAUGGAGAUAGAGAAUUACUUUCGCAUAUAACUACCCACAAAGAUCCUGGACAUGUUUGUCAUAUUUGCGGCAAAAUGUUCUCAAUAAGUAAGCACUUGAAGACUCAUCUCUUAGUUCAUGAACCUGUGCGUGAACACACAUGUGAGUUUUGUGAUAAAACUUUUCGAAGAAAGGAUCAUCUUAGAGUCCAUGAAAGAAUUCACACUGGAGAGCGGCCCCACCAGUGCAAGUGGUGUGGUUCUGCCUAUCCCCAGAAACACCAGUUGAAAAUACAUUUUCGCAAGUGCCCAAAUCUGAGACGCAACCAAGGUUUAGAAGAAGAGAUGAAUUGAUAUUCAUGGCAACAAAUAAGAAGGCUGUUCAAAACUUAUUAGGUUUAGUGAUAUUUAAAUCAAUUUCAGAAAACAGUAUUGGGCCUCAAUUCAAGUUGAUCUAGGAAAGGAAUAUGUAACAGGUUGGUAGUAAACUUGCUUUAGUUAACUUCACAUUUGUCAGGAACUAUAAUACAUAUUGUAAUUGCCAAAGGUAAAGUGAAAAUGCAAAAUACUCCUCUUAGUCUAUAUUUUCCUCAAAUAAGACACUACAAACUUCUAUUGCAUAACAAACAGGGUUAGAAAAAUAGUUCAGUUCCCAAAAGCAAAUUGUUAUUAAAAAAUGAAAAUAAAAAAUCAUUUAACAUUAAUCAUAAACUACAUUCUAUUAGAAGCCAUACCAAUGUCUUGACACUUUUAUUCUAAGAACACUUUCACAUUUUACGUACGUGGGAAAACUAUUUGGUUUACUCAAAUGUUAAUAAAAAAAAAAAUGACAUCAGUUUCACUAGAAUGAAUAAGCCAGGCUUUUUAUUCCCAAAGCAAAAGAAAAACCUUACCAAAAAAUAAUACCCUCCAUUAAGUCAAGAACUGAAAUAAAUAAACCAAUUACCUAAAAACAAAUAGUUUACCAUGUUUAGUUCCCAUACAUUGCAAGUAUACAAUAUUUUGACAAUGAAAGGUAUGGAAAUGUAUGUCACCAGCAGUCUUCCAAGUUGCCACAGUUAUAACAUUUGAUGUACUAUAACCUUCUUAUUUACAAGAAAUAAAGCUAUAAAAAUAGAAGCUGCUGAUGCCCAGUACUUAGAAACCUACCUUUCCUUGUUUUUCUCUAUGAAUCAUAACAGUUGUUUAUCCAAUAAAAAUUUCAAGUGUAAAAUAUAUGGAAGUAUUUGUAAUUGUAAAAAAGUAAUUUGUGCCACAUUUUAUAUAUCAGUACCAAAGUUCAACCUGGAAUGAAUAGCUGGAGAGUAUUGUGAUGGUAAUGUGUAAUUUCCAGCCUGAAGUUCUGUAACAUUCUCAAAUGGGUCAUAUCAGGCUGCCCAUUUUCUUAGAUCCAAAGCAAGUAUAGAAUAUAAGAAAUUGGAAAAAAAAUUCAAAACUAUCCUCAACCUGAUUUGAAUUUCUGUGCUUUCAAAGACUUUACACUUAUAGUAAGUUAUUCCAGUACUGUACCUGAACAUUUCGUCCCCAAGUAUCAUUUGUUCAUUCUGGUAAGAUCAUUUACAGUUUAAGUAGUUUUAAUUAUUGCUUUUCAUUCUCAAAGCAGCAUGUACAGAUGCAAAAAUCAUUUAAUAUUCAGGCUACCAACAUGAUGUUUACAAAGGCCCUUAAGUAUUGUUUUGGAUUAUUAAAAAUUUUAUUUACUA
Molecule: messenger RNA, 2897 nt
Organism: Macrobrachium nipponense
Lineage: Eukaryota; Metazoa; Arthropoda; Malacostraca; Decapoda; Palaemonidae
Product: zinc finger protein 62 homolog
Exons: 4
Coding region: 475-1548 (357 amino acids)
Biological process (GO): regulation of transcription by RNA polymerase II
Cellular component (GO): nucleus
Molecular function (GO): DNA-binding transcription factor activity, RNA polymerase II-specific
Source: RefSeq, a predicted model, not a curated record